Molecule: messenger RNA, 3879 nt
Organism: Manacus vitellinus (golden-collared manakin)
Lineage: Eukaryota; Metazoa; Chordata; Aves; Passeriformes; Pipridae
Gene: TAFA2
Product: TAFA chemokine like family member 2
Exons: 8
Coding region: 82-561 (159 amino acids)
Molecular function (GO): receptor ligand activity
Source: RefSeq, a predicted model, not a curated record
CACAGAAGUUUUUCUGUUAAGGAGCUUCAAUAGUGGCCGGAGUCAGAAACAAGUGGGACUAGAAUCUAAUAGAAGAAUGAAAUGAAAAUGAUGAAUAAGAGAUACUUACAGAAAGCAACAAAAGGAAAACUGCUAAUAAUAAUAUUUGUUGUAACGCUGUGGGGGAAAUUAGCAUCUGGGGCAAAUCAUCAUAAAGCUCACCAUGUUAAAACUGGGACCUGUGAAGUGGUGGCACUUCACAGAUGUUGCAAUAAGAACAAGAUAGAAGAAAGAUCACAGACGGUGAAGUGCUCCUGCUUCCCUGGGCAGGUAGCAGGUACCACCCGGGCAGCUCCUUCUUGUGUUGAUGCUUCAAUCGUGGAGCAGAAAUGGUGGUGCCACAUGCAACCAUGUCUUGAAGGGGAGGAAUGUAAAGUUCUUCCAGAUCGUAAGGGGUGGAGCUGUUCCUCUGGGAAUAAAGUGAAAACAACUAGGUUGUCUUAUAUUCCCUCAGCCGUGGCAGUAUUCGUGGAGCCAAGUGUGAGUGUACUACCUCAAAAUGCCAGCAGUGGAAGCUGGUAAGCAAGUGGGGAAAAAUCACCAAAGGAAUCUCUGAAGCUUGGGACAAAGGCAAAAAACACAUCAGUACUGCACUAACAGAGCAGCAGGUACCCUUAUAGAGAAGGUAACAUUACAGGUAAGGAAAUAAUUUACAUUUCUAUUUUGAUCUUAUCCACAUACCUUAUUACUCUCCCCUCAAAAUCCCAGGAAAAAAUACCCACAAAAAAUUUGAAGAAGUAUAAGAUCUCAGACAUGAUUAAUUUAGACUGCCUGAUUUUUUUAGUGGGGAUAAUGUGAAGUUCAAUCUUACCCCAUUUAUGGAAAAAUGUAUUAAAAUAUGAAAAUCCUUUAUACCUGUAAGGCAAUUUUAAACCUCAGUCUAGUUUUAAAACAAGGGUGGUUUUGUUUUUCUUUUUAAUUUGUUUUGCUUUUUCAUAUUUAGAAUAUAAACACAACUUGUUAUAAGUUUUCCUUUCCAAACCAAAACAAGUGUAGGUUUAUUUUUAGGUAAGUGAAGUCAGAUAAAGCCAAAACCAGACAGACUCUGUUCCCAUCCCUCCAUCUCCUUUUACUUUCUUACAGUCAAAAGUGUAGCAAGACUCUUUAUUAUGCUUCAGGUUCCUCAUAUGGAGAAAGGAAGGAGGUUGUUUUAUCUCCCACUUGGGAUGAUUAGGUGGAAUAAGUGCUAUAGAAGAGAAGUAAAUUUCAUUUAUUUAAUUAAUUGUCUUGCAGUCUUUUAUGCCGUCAUGCUGCAGUCCCUCUAUGGAGUUGCGAUCAAUGCAAAAACCUCAAGAGGAUAUAUCCUUGUCUGAAUUGCUACAGUUAUUAUCUGUUACAGAAAGUAAAAUAAGGCAAACGUGUAAAACUCCUCAAGGCCGAAUGGAGAAGUAGAGAAAGGAGGUUUCUGCUGUGCCUGAUGACAAUAUUUGUUUUUUCCACACAAAAAAUAUUCUGGCUCCACGUUGGAGCACUAGUUGUGAUGAAUCCUAGUCUUGGUCGGAUUCUAAGGAAGGGCCAGAACGUUCGUUGAGGAAUAAAGAGUCACACCACUCCAGAAAAUGUGUUCCAGCCCUCGUUUAUUACUCACAGAGCAGCAGGUCUUUAAUAUUUUAGAGAAGAAUGCUAGGGGUGCCAAGAUGGCUUUUCCUUGUCUCAUGAAAUUCCACUUAGCUCAGGGUAACCUGAUAGCUAAAGACAAAUCAAGUCAGUAUCAAGGCUGAUAAAAUUAAAUACAACAAUGAGAAUUUCAUUCCUCCAGGCAAUCCUUGAAGUGAAAUUUUAUACUGUUGGAGUGUAUCCUUCAGAAUCAAUUGUUUCAAUGAGAAUCUGUCUUGUAAUCAGCAACAGCCUUGAGAUCAAAACUACUGGAAAGUCAUUUUGAACUUCUGUGUCACAAAGAUUUCAACUGAUUGAACUGUGUACACUUGUAAAAUUGCACUUGCUGAGGAAUUUGCAGCUGUAAUCAUGUGUUGAUACUCUAAAGGUGCAGAAAAGCAGCAAACUGUUGGAUUCUCCAUUGCAGACCAGUGGCUUUUCAUCUUGAUGAAGUCAACCUCCAAACUGCAUUGGAUCCUUCCCUCUAAAAUGAUCCCUGGUCCACUUUCAGAUUGCUGGUGGUACUGCACAUUGCUUUAAUUAAAUUUCUGUUGCAGAAAUGGUCCUCUGGCAUGGCGCAGUUUUAGACAUUUUUAUUUGUGUUCAAAUCUUGCAGCUCUGAAAGAUACACAUUUCAACAUCUUGAAGUUGCUUUUGUUAUAGGAAUGGAAUUAUAUAUCCAUUGUUAAUAAUUAUUGUUGACAAGUAAUAGUUAUCUGAAUACACCAGUCAUAUUAGAUUGUAUAGUCAGGCUGACAUGUUUGCCUAAGGCUAAUCAGCCACUGCAACUUAACAGUUAAAAAAGUAGUGGUCAAAACUCAAUUACCACCUCCAUUAUAAAGCAUUUUAUACCUCUAAGAUAUACAUUUCCAUUUAGUUUGAAGGAGAUGGGUGUUCCCAAUGUGUACUUUACUUUCCUAACCUUUAAUUGAUUUAAGUUCAUGGUAAGCAGUCAAUGAUGGUAUUUCAUCUUUUUUUUGUCAGGGUAGGCAGGGAUGUAAAUGAGUUUUGCCAUUAUGAAAUUGGAUGGUAAUCACUCAGAAUUUUUGUCUUUUUAUUAAAAAAUAAAAUCUCUUACUUGAACCUAAGUACUGAUGGAUGCUUAUGUAGAUGUCUGCUCAGUCUGUUUGCUAUAAAGGAAAAAAGUCCUAGUGCCCACCCAGAUUUACACUUCAUGGGUAUUUUGCUUGCUUACAGUCAUCCAAUUCAGAUCUGAUUCUUUCCAAAAUUUCUUUUUUCUUUUUUUUUGGUAGCAAUUUUUUUGAUCUUUGCGAUGUGCUGUUACAUGAAAAAAAAUCCUCAAUAUUUAAAGGCCUUAAGCAUCUCUGAGCUUUUUUCUAAGUUAUUACAGAAUGUAUAAUUUUAUACUCCAUUUAAUAUAUAUUGUACCAUCUGUAAUGUUGAUACAACAGAAAUUUGGCAGUUCCUUUUAGAAACACUGCAUAAAGAAGCUGACCAGAGAGGGUAAGGGAAUUCUGACUUUAUGCUUUGGUGAAUUGACAUGAAAGCCACACACACAAUGGUAGUAAAAAGUAUGUAGGAGUAAGCUUAUGUGUGGUUACCAGAUUCACAAAAAAACCCCCCAAAACCAAACCACAAACCAAACAAACAAAAAACCCCCCAAAAGACAAAAAAACCAAAACAAAACAGAAGAGGGAAAAUAUUUUAUCAUUACAAACCAUUGACAUGGCUAGUUUAGUUAUAUAUUAGUUUCCGUGAUAGAUGAACACCCUGGAGUGCUCUGCCUGUCACAGUAGCCCCUGUUGUUCCAAAACCAUUUCAUUACCUCUGCUUUAUUAUUGCACAGGAGAGCUUAAAUAAAAUAAAUGACUGUUGGGAAUAAAAUUGCGAAGUAUAUUCUAUCAUUCUGCUGAGAAGUAAUAAAAAAUUUUUGGCAGGAAAAGAUCUUAUUUUCUGAUUAAAAUUUAAUUAGAAUAAACUGUAGCAGCAACUAGGUAUCCCAGUAUUUUAGGAUGGAUUAGUAUUGUAUGGAUUUGUGCUAACAAGUUCAGGACAGAAGGUAACAUCUUAAAGAGAUUGUCUGGGACAGUGCAAAAUAUAAAUGUGCUGUUUUGUAGACUCUGAAUAUGGCCUCUCUUUGGCCAAAAAUCUAUAUCAUGCUUCUAACUAAAUGUUUUCUUUGUUUUCUUGUUCUUAAACCAAUACUGAAAGUACUGUAUUAUAUAGAAGUGUAACACAUGCAUAUCAAUAAAUAAAAAUAAAUGGAUUUUCAAAUAUAUUGAA